Messenger RNA from Halichondria panicea, 1077 nucleotides. RefSeq lists its product as uncharacterized. The record is from RefSeq and is a predicted model, not a curated record. The coding region runs from base 1 to 1077 and encodes 358 amino acids. The transcript has a single exon. NCBI's taxonomy places the organism in Eukaryota, Metazoa, Porifera, Demospongiae, Suberitida, Halichondriidae.
AUGCUCAGAUUCAAGGACAAGAGCGAAAGUGAUGUGAUUGUGUACGAAGUCGACUGCACAGAGAGGUGGCAGGAAGACGACAGCACAGAGCAUGGCAUGGGUGCACUUGCUCCCCACAACAGAAUGCAUGUGUACGACACCUUCAUCCUGCCCCUCUGCCUGGAGGAACCAGACAACACUGGGGGAGUUCAUGGCAAACCCAUGGAUGUCAAAGACCCCAGCAACUACUUUGGCUAUGUCAGGAGGGACUCUGAGCUCACCUAUCAAGUGAAGAUGGCCUACAACCAGUGGGAAAUCGAGGACACCAAGUUCAAGACUCUCUUUGGGUUCAGCCCAGAAAACUCCCCUGCUGUGACUCACAAGAAGAUAGUGCAUGCAGACUGGAAGACAGACAGCAUGCUGUCUGUGUCCGAAAGCAUGCCCUACCAGGGGAGUCACAACUACAGAGAACUCUUUCAGUACCACCCUCUCACAAGUGUUGUGUUCAGUGUGGGUUCAAACAAUGACCUUCAUCUGAGGUCUGAAGACACCAUGCACACUCCCAUACCUCCCUCCUUGGUCUACGACGUGGAGGAACUGCUUGUCUACAUGAUGCGAGCUUACAAGCACCCCAUGUCUUGCUCUGAUGGCAACCCUUUCAAACCUUUGGCCAGAGCUGUGCUGGCUUCUGAAGACCCACACGUUCAGCUGUCUGUCAAGAAAGUGUUUUCUCAUGCAGGCAUUCAAGUGCAUAUGCCUGCUCCCAAAGCUUCUCGCAGCAAAGUCCAAGAAGAGGAAAUGUAUGCAUACAAACAGGGCCUGGCUUUGCUCUUGGAACAGCAAAUGAUAAAGUUCAGUGCUGUAUUGCCCGAUGGAGCACCCUUUGUCAGGUGGUUCAAGAAGACUUCGCCCAUUGGAGACCUCUACCAUGACCUUUAUCGAGAAUUUAACUUUGAAGGCUACAAAGUCUACUACCUGACCACCGAUGGAGACGAAGCAGUGAUGGCAGCUCCAUUGCCUGAUGUGACUGUUGAGGAAGCCAUAGACUUGAUACAGACUGGAAAUCAUGUGACAUUAACAUUCGAGGAACAGAUGUAG